Synchiropus splendidus (mandarinfish) is the source of this 675-nucleotide messenger RNA. RefSeq names its product sulfiredoxin 1 homolog (S. cerevisiae) (gene srxn1). The record is from RefSeq and is a predicted model, not a curated record. Gene Ontology annotation, cellular component: cytoplasm. Gene Ontology annotation, biological process: cellular response to oxidative stress. The transcript has 2 exons. Bases 18 to 458 code for a protein of 146 amino acids. Lineage: Eukaryota; Metazoa; Chordata; Actinopteri; Syngnathiformes; Callionymidae. Gene Ontology annotation, molecular function: sulfiredoxin activity.
AUCUUCAGCCACUUCCGAUGUUCCGGUCCGGUUUGGUCGCGUGGAAUGAUCGUUUAAGGAACCGGGCCGUGAUGUCUGCGACCCAUUUCCGGUCCGAUUGUUCUGGUAGUCAAAUUCCAAGCGAGGACCGUUCCAUUCACUCUGGGAACAUCGAGGAGGUUCAUGACGUCCCAAUACACGUCAUCAUCCGGCCGAUACCGCCGGUUCUGGAUGAGCAGAAGGUCCAGAGUCUGGUAGAGACCAUCCAGCAGACUCCAGGCACCACUGUGGUUCCACCCAUCGACGUUCUCUGGGUCAAAGGUCGGGAGGGUGGGGAUUAUUUCUACUCGUUCGGUGGCUGCCAUCGCUUCGCUGCGUACCAGAGGCUCAACGUGAAAACAGUCCCAGCAAAAAUCAUCAGGUCCAGCUUGUCAGACUUGCGCACGUACCUUGGAGCGUCUACACCUGACCUCUGCUGACCCCUGGACCUCAGUUGAAAUAUUCUUCUGAAGAAAGCCUUUAAAGUCUGGACUUUUUUAGGAUAAACCUGAAAAAAAAAACUGUGCAAUCAAAAAGAAUAGAACACAAAUAUCUAAAUGGUACGCGUAUGAUUUGCAUGACAGAUGAUGGUCCCACUUUUUGACAUGCUUUUUCCUCCAUGUUACAAUUAUGGCAUGAAAGUCUGUCAAUAAAUGU